AUGCUAUCCCUUAGCAAUAACAGGAUCUCAUUCAUUCAUCCAUCUGCUCUGCGGAACACACCAAAUCUGAGAUAUGUUUACCUGGCAGGCAACAAUAUUCGUUCAUUUGUUGUGGGUACAAUGGCCCAACUCAAACAAAUUCAAGUGCUGGACCUUGCGUUUAACCAAUUAACUGAGAUUGAUGAAGAAACCUUCGCUGGGUUAGAGAGCUUGCAACAUCUGAACCUCGAGAGCAACAACAUUCAGGACCAUAGCUGA
Molecule: messenger RNA, 258 nt
Organism: Cooperia oncophora
Lineage: Eukaryota; Metazoa; Nematoda; Chromadorea; Rhabditida; Trichostrongylidae
Source: the annotation of a GenBank genome assembly